This is a messenger RNA of Macaca mulatta (Rhesus monkey), 1819 nucleotides long. The record is from RefSeq and is a predicted model, not a curated record. NCBI's taxonomy places the organism in Eukaryota, Metazoa, Chordata, Mammalia, Primates, Cercopithecidae.
GGCAACAAUGGGCACCCGCACCUUCCCCUCCUGGUAGAGGCUGAGAAGUAAAGAUCAGGAAUGAGGAGGAGGAGCAACUUCCCAGACGUGUAGAACUUAUGAAGUUUAUGAAGCAGCUUCCCAGACGUGUAGAACUUAUGAAGUUUAUGAAGCAGCUUCCCAGACGUGUAGAGCGUAUAGAGAGGUGAGGCAGCCAACCUCAGCCACAUUCAGCUUCCUGAAGAGAAUGACUAAAGGACGACGCUUCAACCCACCUUUAGACAAGGAUGGGAGAUGGUUCCCUCACAUCGGGCUAACGCAAAAGACAUCAGAAUCCAACACCAGGGCUAUGUUAAAAGAGCCCCAGAGUCCACACUCACCUUGGCAAGUGGAGGGGAAGCUGCCGCCCAUAUACAAAGUCCGGGAGAAGCAAGCAGUGAAUAACCAGUUCCCCUUCUCCGUGCAUGACAAUCGGCACAGUUUGGAGAACUCUGGAUGCUACCUUGACUCCGGCCUGGGACGUAAGAAGAUCGCUCCAGAUAAGAGGCAACAUGUUUCAAGAAAUUUUAAUCUCUGGGCAUGUGACUAUGUUCCAUCUUGUCUUGAUGGCUUUUCAAAUAACCAAAUAUCAUAUGUGCAUAAAGAAGCUGUGGUGGUCUCAAGUUUCAGACGCUUUCCACGAUGCUAUAAAGAGAUAUGGAACACUUUAACAUUUCUUCCUGAGCGAAGAUAUACAGAGUUUUUGAAAAAGAAGCCCAAGGAGCUAGCAUCAGAAUAUUCAGUCCAAGAACAAUGAUUUCUACUCCACUUGGGCACUGAUCUGGCUGCAGCAUCUGCAGGGGACAGUCCCAGUUCCGAACGGAAAGAACAACUUUGCUCCUUAUCCACGUUCCAUAUAGCUACUGACAGGAUAAUAAGUGACCAUAGCGGAAUACUACGCCUCCUCUGCUGAGAACACAUGGUUGUAAUUCCUUUGGCCUGAAGGAGAAUCACUGAAGCCAUUUUAAACAUUCUUUUGUUGUUUAUAGCCUCUGUCUAAGAUUCCAUGACCGGUAUCAGCUAUGAGUGGCAUAUCCAAUCCCUCUCCAACAUCUGCCGUUAUGGUUCCCAAAGAGGAUUGAGAAGUCUCAACAUAAUCCCACAGGAGAAAUCUUAUUGUUCCUCCAAAGAAUAUUUUGUAUUGAAAGCACUGCCUCAUAUUCAUGACAUUCUAGAUGUUUAGAGAAAGGAUUUGACUCUGCUGGAUAUCUUCAAUCAACCAGGAGAGUCUGGGUUAAAGCAAUCAUGUUUGCCAACUGAAUCUGGGCUGUUUUACAGCUCACUCCUCAAUAUGGCCACAGUCCCUCCCACCCUCAGCCUCAUGACACACCCCUCCACUCUCUAUUGCCCCAUUCCCUUUGGGACAGGUGAUGUAGCCACAGUAUCAUGUGUAUUGGUAUGAACACGAUGUAAGGCAUGCCCAGAGACCUUACGUAUUUACUCAUCAUUUGGUGACAAUUUUUUUAUCACAGCCCUACCUCUGUGUUAAGUACUGUGCUGGCUUCUAGGGAAACGCAUGGGUAAUAGACCCCAGUGCUGCCCGUGGUGCAUCCAGCAUAGACCGUCAGGCAGUGAGAUGCAGCAGGCCCCUUGCAAUAGCCGAGAUUUGGAGCUAGGGAUGCUGUGUAAAUGUGGAUCAGGCAAUGAGACUUUGAAAGGUCAUCAUUAUAAUUUUAUUAAGCUGUGACGAAAGGGAGAAGAUCAAUGUAGAAAUGUGUUUAGUAUUGCAUACAUAUGAUCUUACGGAACAAUUAUGAAUUUGUGUUUCUUGUGUACAUUAAAAUUUGGAUAUAUGUGUAAG